AUGUUUUCAUAAGACUCAAACCAGAGAUUGAAACAGCCAGUCAAGGAAUACUUUUUGGUGUACGGGAAGAAUGUCUGGAUCGAGGACUGAUCGUACAAGUAAAGGGAUUCCUCCCCUAUAGAUCGUCUUCCGAUCUUGUUAAUACAAUAGCAAAGUUUAUAAGAUGGAAAGGCAACACAGUACUUGGAUGGUAUGUGGCGCCAACUCCGGAUAUAGUGGACCGUCAUGACCCAACGCACAUAGCGUCAUCGUAUUUUCGCACUUUCCAUGCUGCAAUGUUGAAAGUAAUCACUGCUAAUUAUAUUCCAAACCAUACCGACUGCGACGUACCAGUAUUUGCUACCCAGCUUUCCCAAGAAUGUACCUCGCUUUUUCAACACCUAAUCGGUUUAAUAAUCCGUCCAAUCCUCUCAUAUAAUCGCUCUUCUCAUUUAUUUCAUCUUGCCUCGCCGUCGUCUCCUCUCUCGCCCUACACAUCUUCACACGCCGCACUCAAUUCCUCUAUACAUGCGAUCCAACCGUUAACGUCUGCCACUGCCGAAGCAUUUGUAUCAGCACCAACAUACGAGGAAGUGUUGGAAUUGAUGGGAAAACUAGACGAUGAUGUGGAAGACAUAGUGGACGUCGGAAUCGACAAAGAAUUGGAUGAAUUUUUGGAAAUAAGAGAGGAAACUGAAGAGGAACGAACGGAAAGUAGUAAUGGCAAUAGUAAUGGCAAUGACAACAGUAGUGUUAUUACUGGUGAUAAUGGAGAUAACGGUGUUUCUAGUGAUAAUAAUGGCAACGUCAAUGAUAAAUCAACUGUCUCUGAACUUGCCUCCCCAAUUCCUAAUCCAAGUCCAUUUACUUCUGAUGAUCCAACUGCGUCACAUUCAAAACAAACUCCAAUCGUUCACACGCCGUCUCCUCAACCUCAUCCUUAUUUGUCAUCACCAACGAGUACUUCUGAUAUGCAUUUAGACGCACAGCCGACAGCAAUUGGUUACGAUCUUAACCCAAGCGCAACGGGUCGCAGGCCUAGAAGUAGAAGAGCGAGCACGACCGAUAUGGACAGAAUGAAAUCGUCAAAGAAUGACUGGGGAAGAAAAGGAGAAGGUGUCAGUAAAGGGAAAAGGCAAAAAGAGGACAAUAAUAAUAUUGGGAGCAGUAAAAAGGCCAGAACAAAUCAUGGCGAUUGUGUGAUCCCUGUUCCUCUAACCAUAAUAUCCGGUCAAGGAUCGGAAUAUUUACAUAAUUCUUUUAUAGAGCAUAGUCUUUACACGUCACAAAUAUCACCCAUCGAUCUCUCGCCGCACGUGUCAUCUUUUUUCUCCUAUUAUUCACCAACAACUUUCCCUCGCACAAGUCCACCAACUUAUCCUAUUCCUCAUUCUCAUCAUUAUGAUCACUCUUACAUUUUUUCUCCGUCCUCUUCCCCAACUUCCAAUUUUCCUCCAACAACUUUACCUUCUGCCGUUUCCUCGGUCAACAUAAGCCCUCUUCAUCACCGUCUGCAUUCUACUCUUUCUGCAAUAACCUCACAUUUAACGACUCAUACUCAAGAAAAGAUACGGCUAUACGAGAAGUCAUGUCAAGAGUACGAAUUAUUAUUAGAGAUAUUAGAAGGCUUGGACGAGGCUGAAGACGAUUUUGAGAACGCGAGAGAGCAAGAAUCGAAGUUACGAAGCCAAUUGACUACGCCUACUGGGACGACUGAUAUCGUGAUGACAGAUGCAAACGAAAUUAUCGAUAAUGAGAAUAAUUCUUCAUUGCCGAGCAAACAUCCGUCUGACCACACUGCCUCUACGCCACCAAUAGAACUAAUCGAAAUCAUGGACGAAAAUGACAUGUCUACCAUCCACGUAAACCCAGGCACUUUACUUACAUCAUCUACCAGUCAUAUCAACGAUAAUAAUAAUAGUCAGCAAUCGAUCACCGAAGACAAACUUACAGAAUCGUCACCAGAAGACGGUGAAAUUGCUGACGAUAGCGAGUGUAAUGAGGAGAAGCAAGGUGUCGAUAAAGAAAUAGAAGAAACAAGGGGGCAGGCAGAGGAGAAAAUGCAAGCACAAAAAGAAAAGGAUGUUGAUAGAAAGGGAGAGAAAGAUUUAACUGAGGGAGAAAGAGACACUGAUAAAGAUGUGAAACGGGAGGAAGAGAAAGAAGAGGGAGAACAGAAUGAAACAGGAAUUACUGAAACGAAGCAGGACAAGGGGAAUAAAACCGGGAAUGUAAAAGUUAAAGAUGAAACGUCAGAAUGGGCUUGGGAUGAAGAGGAUAUUGGUUGA
Paraglomus brasilianum is the source of this 2267-nucleotide messenger RNA. The record is from the annotation of a GenBank genome assembly. Lineage: Eukaryota; Fungi; Glomeromycota; Glomeromycetes; Paraglomerales; Paraglomeraceae.